AUGAGAGUAACUAUAUUAAUAUUGGCAACUUUAACAAUUAGUACUAUAGUAUAAGACGAUGAGGUUUUUAUCCAAUAAUUAGCUGAAAAAAUAAAAGAGAAUUUUGAGCAAUUAUCAUAAUUAGAUAUAGAAUUUCAAACUAUUAAAUAAGCAAAGUUAAAUUAAAUUGCUGUAUUAUAAUCAGCUAUCUCUGAUCAAAAAGGAGAAUGUUAUAAUAGAGAAUAAGACGUAAAAUAUAAUAUAAAUUAAAUAGGUAGAAGCCAAAUAAACAGAAAUAGAUUUAGCAAAUGAUUACAUAAAUUGGAUGAUAUUUAAUUGGAGAGUAAUAAUGAUAGAAUUAGUCUACUUUCAAAUAAUGUUUGUGAAAAAAAUAAUAAUUUUUUGUAUGAGUUUAAGAGUGCAAGAGUGUUAUUGA
Paramecium primaurelia is the source of this 415-nucleotide messenger RNA. The record is from the annotation of a GenBank genome assembly. NCBI's taxonomy places the organism in Eukaryota, Ciliophora, Oligohymenophorea, Peniculida, Parameciidae.